AGAUAUAAUUACGAAAGUUAUUUUAAUUUAAAUUAAAAUAAAAUUCUGAUCGUAUUUGCUAUGAUACAUUACUACCAACAGUAAUACAUCAAUUUCAUAUUAAAACAAAAUGUAGAAUUAAGUACAUGCAUAUGUAGGGUAAUAUGUAUCGAUAGUUUGCAGUUGUAACUCGGACGAUGUCCUCAUUUCGUUUUUAUUUAUAUACCUUUUAUGGAAAGAUCGAUUUAUGUUAUUAACGUCAACAUACAAACUAUCAAUGCAAAGAAGUAAUAAUAUUUAUGCAAUCUUCCCGCAUUAUAUUUCAAACGGAUAAGAUUGUGUUAAAUUUUUGUUAAAAAUAAUUAAAGAAAAGUCGAAUUUUAUUUAAAGUUAUUUGAAAUUGCUACGUCGACCUUGGUAGCACUGGGCCAAUCGGCGCCAUUUUUUCGUGUAUGCAUAUGUCGGCUGUUCUUGAUGUAACAGCGAAUUAUUACACUUCGUUACAAUGCACAGAAAAGUAAUACAGUAAGGUAUUUUACGAGUUUAUCAAUAUCAAACGAUACUUCUUUAUAUUCUUUAAAUAAAUAGUGUUCCAGUUGUGCAGCGUUCCAAAUUGUUACGCGCGAAUCUUUUGAAAAUCGCGUACGUGGGCAACAGGUGGCAAUGUCUAAUUUCGCACAUGUUUCGCGUUUGUGAGUCAGUUAUAUAUUUGAAAUAUUAAUCUUAGUUGGAUUAUAUUUUGUGCGAAGUAAAGAGAGGCGUAUUGCAGUGAACGCAUUAAAUCGAUACAUUUUUUACGUGCUCGUCGUACGUUUAAGAUAUAUUAAUUGUUUAUAUAGAGAAAGUAUCUAGGAAAAAAAUAUAUAAAAAAUGGAUUAUGAUUACUUGAUCAAGUUUUUGGCUCUUGGGAAUUCUGGAGUUGGAAAAACUAGUUUUCUGUAUCAGUAUACCGACGGUACUUUCAAUUCACGUUUUGUUUCUACAGUUGGAAUUGAUUUUAAAGAAAAGAGAGUAAUAUAUCAGAUGCCUGAUGGAAGUAGCCAAAGAGUACAUUUGCAGCUUUGGGAUACGGCGGGUCAAGAAAGGUUUCGAAGUUUAACCACGGCUUUUUACCGGGAUUCUAUGGGUUUCCUAUUAAUUUUUGAUCUGACCAAUGAGCUCUCCUUUCUUGAAGUUAGAAAUUGGCUGGAACAGCUUAGGAUGCAUGCGUAUUGUGAAAAUCCAGAUAUAAUUCUCUGUGGUAAUAAAUCUGAUCUUGAGGACAAGAGAGUUAUUAGCGAGUAUAAAGCACGUGAUCUAGCAGAAAAACAUGGCUUGGUAUAUUUGGAAACUAGCGCUGCUACUGGACAAAAUGUUGAACGUGCAGUAGAAAUUCUGUUAGAUCGUGUUAUGCGCAGAAUGGAAGUUACAGUAGAUAAGUCGUUGCUACCACAUCAAAAGGUUUUGAAGUGUCACGAGCGUGAGACACCACCUCCUAGUAGUUCUUGUUAUUGCUGACAGUGUGAUUUUGCAUAGACAGUCAGAUAGUUUGACUGCUAUUGCAAUUGGAGGUCUCAGGGGAAAAAAUAUUUCCUUUAUUCUCAUAGGCUAACAGACCGACAUUUAACUUAAUUACGAGUCAUUCAAUUCUGGGUAAAAAAGGUUGUGACAAAGGCAUUUAUUCAGAAUUUUUUCUGAAAUUUAUCAGGUAUGUCUCGAGUUGUGAAUAUUAAUAUCAAUAUUCUAAGCUAUUGCUUCCUACAAUGUACAAUCCCAUUGUCUUCCAUGUUUCUUCCUUGUCAUAUCAAUUUAUCUCUUCCUUUAUCAUAUCAUUAUAAUAUGUAUUAUCAUUAUCAUAUAUACAUAUCAUAUAUAUAUAUAUAUAUAUAUAUAUAUAUAUAUAUAUAUAUAUAUUUGUUCUUAAAUGAAUCUUUAUGGUACAUUUUUCAUUCCUGCUUCCUUGAUAUCUUUUCCUUGAAAUCUUUAAAAAUAAUGAUUUAACUUAUACCUCCAUCAUAAUAAUAUGCACAAAGUGUUCAAAAAGUCAAUCUUUCAAUGUGUCAAAAGUGUGAUAUAACUAUUUCAAAGAAAUUUUCAAAUUUACGAAUCUUCAUAUAUGACUAAAUGUUUUUAAUGCUGUUAUUGUAUGAUAUUUAUUUAAAAUUAUUCAAUAUAAUCGUAAGUAACACGUUCAAUACAAUCAAUAAUAUCAUACAAUAUGCAUGAAGUACUUGUGAUAUUUAUACAGAUUUAAUAUCUUGUUCGAAUUAAUAUAAAUAACGAUAUCGCGUUUGGAAAUUAUGAGAAAUUACGUUAUUAAUGUAAUGGAAGCAAGAUUAUAUACUUAUACUAUAUAUAUAUAUAUAUCUCUCUCUCGUACAAUGUAUUUCUUUGUCAACAAUUUCUUUAUAAUCUUAAACUCGAUCAGUUUGAUCAAAUAUGUUCUAAAAUUGACAAAUAUACAUAGGUACAUUAAUCCUUCCUUUGUUCGCGUAUACAUAACAAAAUCAAGCACGAAGCGUGGUAUUUGGGAGGAGAAAUAUAGCGUGGAAAAUAUCAUAGACGUCGGGAAACGAAACGAAGUUUCGUUAAUUGCCAUGGGGCGAAGAAUAUACCGGAUGUUACCGUUAGAAACUGUCGUCAGUACAACGUCUUAAUUAUUAGUUAGCUAUUUAUAUACUUGGUUUGUCUCCUCAAUUGAGAUCUUCCAUUUUAUUUAUUUACAAAGAAAAGUUUUCUUUAAAUUCUAUCGAUGAAUUUCAUUUUCAGCUAAUGUAUCAUACGAUCAUUCGUCUCAUCAGCGAACGUUAAAAGUGAUUUUUCACUUGCGCUUGAAACUUAUUAUUUUUUCUUUGAUCGCAUUGUCACGAGCAAUAAGAUAAAUCCAUUAUUAGCGCGAUGUCAUGGUGUUCAUUUACGUUAUAAAAAUACAUAUCCUUGAAGAUUUUAGAAAAA
Vespula pensylvanica (western yellowjacket) is the source of this 2913-nucleotide messenger RNA. It is a transcript of the gene Rab27, whose product is annotated as ras-related protein Rab-27A. Bases 850 to 1476 code for a protein of 208 amino acids. Gene Ontology annotation, molecular function: GTPase activity; GTP binding. Gene Ontology annotation, biological process: positive regulation of exocytosis; melanosome transport. The transcript has 5 exons. Gene Ontology annotation, cellular component: secretory granule; melanosome. The record is from RefSeq and is a predicted model, not a curated record. Lineage: Eukaryota; Metazoa; Arthropoda; Insecta; Hymenoptera; Vespidae.